Molecule: messenger RNA, 2428 nt
Organism: Dicentrarchus labrax (European seabass)
Lineage: Eukaryota; Metazoa; Chordata; Actinopteri; Moronidae
Product: nuclear factor 7, brain-like
Exons: 2
Coding region: 238-1632 (464 amino acids)
Molecular function (GO): zinc ion binding; protein binding
Source: RefSeq, a predicted model, not a curated record
CUUACUGAUAUCGAUUUCAGGGUCACAUGCAGGAGGACAGAAGAAGGAGGAGACGAGCAGGCUAAAAAUAGAGAAAUGAAAAGAGCCCACAGACUGAACACAGACGAUCAGAUUCACCUUCAGACCAAACUGACAACUUCUUCUGAGUGAGUUCAGCUACAGUAGAGAGAAGUGGAAACUACAACACUGCUGCUUCAACCUGUUGACUCAUACACUCAAUAUUCACUUAGAGACAAAAUGGCUUCCAGAUCAGAGGAAGAUCUCUGCUGUCCAGUCUGUCAUGAUGUCUUUAGAGAUCCUAGUCUUCUGUCAUGUAGCCACAGCUUCUGUAGAGACUGUCUGAAGAGGUGGUGGAGAGAGAAACAAACACGGGAGUGUCCAAUUUGUAACAGAAGAUCUUCAAAGGAUGAACCACCUCGUAACCUGGUGUUGAAGAACCUGUGUGAGGCCUUCUUACUGGAGAGAGAUCAGAGAACUUCAGAGGCUCUCUGCUUUCUGCACUCUGAGAAACUCAAACUCUUCUGUCUGGACCAUCAGCAGCCAGUGUGUCUCGUCUGCAGAGAUUCCGAAAAACACUCCAACCACAGAUUCAGACCCAUCGAUGAAGCUGCACGACAACAAAAGAAGAAACUUCAGGAAACUCUGGAGCCCUUAAAGGAGAAGUUAAAGGUUUGUGAACAAGUUAAACUGAAUUUCAGUCAAACAGCAGAACACAUGAAGGUCCAGGCCCAACACACACAGAGGCAGAUUAAGGAGCAGUUUAAGAAGCUUCACCAGUUUCUACAAGAGGAAGAGGAGGCCAGGCUGGUUGCACUGAGGGAGGAAGAGGAGCAGAAGAGUCAGAUGAUGAAGAGGAAGAUAGAGGCUCUGAGCAGAGAGAUAGCAGCUCUUUCAGACACAGUCAGAGCCACAGAGGAGGAGCUGAGAGCUGAAGACGUCUCAUUCCUGAACAACUACAAGGCUGCAGUGGAAAGAGUCCAGCAGCGCCCCCUGCUGGAGGAUCCACAGCUGCCCUCAGGAGCUCUGAUAGACGAGGCCAAACACCUGGGCAACCUGACCUUCAACAUCUGGAACAAGAUGAAGGACAUGGUCUCCUAUACUCCUGUGAUUCUGGAUCCAAACACUGCUCAUCCAUAUCUCAUCCUGUCUAAAGAUCUGACCACUGUGAGACAUGGAGAAGAACAGCAAUUUCCUGGCAAUCCAGAGAGGUUUAAUAAAUUCUGCUCCAUCCUGGGCUCUAAAGGCUUCAACUCAGGGACUCACAGCUGGGAUGUCGAUGUUAGAGACAGUACAGUCUGGUUUCUGGGUGUAUUAUCAGAGUCUGUCCAGAGGAAGGGAGACGAACUGUCUGGAUUAUGGGUAAUGGGUUUCUAUGAAGGUAAAUAUUAUGCACGGUCACUCCCAGCUCCAUCCACAAAUCUCAGAGUGCAGAAGAAGCUCCAGAGGAUCAGAGUGAAUCUGGACUGGAUCAGAGGACAGCUGUCGUUCUCUGAUCCUGAUACUAACACACACAUACACACCUUCACACACACUUUCACUGAGAGGAUGUUUCCAUAUAUUCUCACUCGGGAUAAAGUCUCAGUGAAGAUAUUACCAGCGAAGGUCAGUGUGACAGUGGAACGCAGCAGUUAGAUAAAGAAGAUGAUUAUAUUCAUAUAGUUUAUUUCUUAAAGGGAAACUGAAUUUAACCUGUGUUAUUAGUUCAAAGACAUGUAUUUGUUUUUCAGUUAUUGUUUUUAUUUUAUUUUUCUUUACUUUGACAGUUUGCAUUUUGUCUCUAUUAUCGACCUUUUCAGAUGUAAUAUUAUAGUUUAAAAUUCAAACUAAUUAAACUGUUGGUGUCCACGAUAAAGACGAGUAGUGAGUGAGAGAGAUUGAUUUCAGUCCAAUGCGCAAAACACUGAAACUAAACUACAAAUGAUUUUAUUCUCACUGGAAUAAGUUUACCUUCAAUGUUUAAUGAACCAUAUGCAAAAAAACUCAACAAUUUUUAGCAUUUUUCACUUUUUCCCACAAUUUCAUUGCAAAACAAAACUCGUAAAAACACCACAACAUGCUGGGAAAUUAGGCCCAAAACAAAAGGGAUAGGCUAUUCAGGUGUGUGUGUGUGUGUUUGUGUGUGUGUGUGUGUGUGUGUGUGUGUGCGAUGUUUACUUGGCGACACGCUGGCUGAGGCUCAGGUAACAGAGGUUUGUUCUCAGCUGUUUGUUCUCCUGCUGACGGAGGAAUUCGGCUUCUUGCUGCCGCUCGACGUCGAGACGCACAGACUCCCGAAGCUCCGCCUCAAUACGACCCAACUGAAGCACACACACACACACACACACACACACACACACACACACACACACUGACUAACAAAUAUUGUGUUUGUGCCAUAGAGCUCCAUUGUUGAUAGAUUGAUGACUAAUAAAAAACAUCAAUGAACACA